UAAUUGGCCGCGCGCGCUCUCUCCAGUUGUGGCACGAUUCUGCGGCGCGAGCGCAGGAGUUAAAGCGGCACGCGCUUUAAUCCGUUACAAGAAAGUGAGUCAGUCUCACAGAAGGAUUUCAUCCACCGGUGUUAAUUAAUUAGUGAUUAAAAUGCUAAAACUUCAACCGUAAACGAACAGACGUUUGGUGUUCUGUAAACUAACUUGGAACAGUUCUGCCUGAGGGAAAAAUAAAAGUUUGUUUCCAGCCAGAAAGGGCUGUUUGGCUCCCACUGUGAAGACAGUGACCCUGGACCAGCAAAAGGACAUCAGACACCACUGAGAGUACACACAGAAGUCGCCAGAAUGGCUGGUCUCUCAUCAGUCUGGAUGGGAGUGAUGGGGAUGCUGUCACUGUCCUGUCUGCAUGAUGUAAAUUGCACAAAGGAAAGUGUCCCCAGGGUCAAACUUGGCUAUAAAGAACUGAUUCACUCAAGAAGUCUGGUGCCAUUUCUAGGCUCCGGUGAAGGAAUGCAGUUUCAGACAUUCCUGUUAGAUGAAGAGAAGAGCAGAUUGCUUCUAGGGGCCAAAGAUCACAUCUACCUGCUGGACCCCGACAACAUCAAGAGCGCUAAAAAGCUGAGCUGGCCAGCUCCCAGAGACAGGGUGGAUAUGUGUAUCCUGGCUGGUAAAGACCCUCAUACUGAGUGUGCCAAUUUUAUACGCGUUUUGCACAAUUAUAACCGGACUCAUGUCUACACAUGUGGCACCGGAGCCUUUCAUCCUACAUGUGCUUUCCUGGAGGUCAGGGGCCACAAAGAGGUAAAGGGUGGUGGGCUUCACUUGAUCAGCAGCAGUAUGGAGUCAGGCAGGAUGAAAUGCCCUUUCGACCCACGCCAACCUUUUGCUUCAGUACUUACCGAUCAAUACCUAUAUGCUGGAACAGUGUCUGAUUUCCUUGGAAAGGACAGCAUGUUUAGUCGCUCUCUGGGUCCUCCUCCAGACCAGCACUACAUCCGCACAGACAUCUCAGAGGACUACUGGAUCAAUGAGGCCAGGUUUAUAGCUGCUCAUCCUAUCGCAGACACUUACAACCCUGAUGAUGACAAGAUUUACUUUUUCUUCCGCGAGGCAUCCCGGGAAGGGAGCACCACGGACAAAGGCGUGCUGUCCCGUGUAGCCCGUGUCUGUAAAAAUGAUGUAGGUGGUUUGAGAAGUCUGACCAACAAGUGGACAACGUUCCUCAAAGCUCGGCUAGUGUGUUCCAUCCCAGGGACAGAUGGUGUGGAUACACACUUUGAUGAACUCCAGGACAUCUUUAUGGUUUCAACUAGAGAUGAGAAAAACCCCAAAGUGUAUGGAGUCUUCACUACUACCAGUUCUAUCUUUAAAGGAUCAGCAGUGUGUAUGUACAAUAUGGAGGACAUCCGUGCUGUAUUUAAUGGGCCUUAUGCUCAUAAAGAGGGACCAGAUCACCGUUGGGUGGAAUAUGAGGGGAAAAUCCCCUACCCAAGACCUGGCACGUGUCCGAGUCGCACAUAUGACCCACGCAUUAAGACCACCAAAGAUUUCCCAGAUGAUGUCAUUAGUUUUAUCCGUAUGCACCCACUUAUGUACCAGUCUGUGUACCCGAUUACCGGUCGGCCUAUCUUCACGAGGAUCAACACAGAGUAUCGGCUCACGCAGAUCGCCGUAGACCGCGUCUCUGCUGAUGAUGGCCAUUAUGCUGUCAUGUUCCUGGGCACAGAUGCUGGCUCAGUUUUAAAGGUGGUUAGCAUCACACAGGAAAAUUGGGCUGCAGAAGAGGUGGUGCUAGAAGAAUUACAAGUGUUUAAGAAUCCGUCUCCCAUCCUUAGCAUGGAAAUCUCUUCUAAACAGCAGCAGCUGUUUGUUGGAGGGGAAGAUGGUCUAGUGCUGGUGGCUCUGCACAGGUGCCACAUUUACGGCCAGGGCUGUGCUGAAUGCUGCCUGGCCAGAGACCCAUACUGCGCCUGGGACGGCUCGCACUGCUCCAGAUACAUACCUGCAUCCAAGAGGAGGGCUCGCAGACAGGACAUCAAACAUGGAGACCCAUCCAGCCAGUGUUGGGAUGCAGACGAGGGGAAGAAUGUAGAGGAGAAAGUACUGUAUGGUGUGGAGAAUAACUCCUCUUUCCUGGAGUGUCAGCCUAAAUCCCAGCAGGCCAAGAUCCGCUGGUUUAUCCAAAGACCAGGAGCAGACCACCGCCAAGAGAUCAAAGAGGAUGAACGGGUAUUGGUAACAGAGCGAGGAUUGCUAAUUCGCUGGGUGCAGCGUAGCGAUGCUGGUUUGUAUGUGUGCACAGCUCAGGAGCACAGCUUCACUCGUACACUCCUCCACCUCUCGCUGAGAGUCCUGGACCACAGCCACCUUCCUGGGCACCAGUCAGGCUCCAGCGGACCCCCUGAUCACUCAUUUCAGGACAUGACAUCUGAGUUGCGGCACAGUUACAAAGAUUAUGUACGUACUAUGAGUGCACCCUCUCUGGAGGAGUACUGUGAAGUGUUGUGGCAUAAGGAGAAGAAGCAGAGGCAGAAAGCUAAGUGGAAACACGUCCAGGAGCUCCGAAAGAGCAGGAACCGACGGCACCACCAGGGGGCCGCUAUCUAAGUGAACAGUACUCAAAGGUGCAGGUAGGGGAGGGAGGGAUUGAUAUCCAUAGCCUGCAUGUAACCUAUUUCAACUAUUUAAAGGGGUGAAACAAAUCCUCUUAGAAUCACAGCUUUGGCUUUCAUGGUGCAGAAGCAGUAUCUCUACCUAUCAUCAGGAUACACAGACACUCUCAAGUAUGAAAUUGCAAAAUCUACAACAGCUGUGUAAGUGAAGAACAGGUUCUACUUGCAAAACUACAGCUGAAAAGUUCUGCUCAUGUACCUCUCUCGUAAAUUCAUACCAUCUCCAGAGAAACAAGAGGAUUCCUUUUCACAAUGCGAUGUGUAACCAGUAAUGAAAAUGCAUUCAUGUUGAAUGACUGUAAAUAUAUGUUUUGUACAGCAGUUUGUGCAUGCAGUAGAAUCGUUGACGUUUUAAUUGCUUUCAGAUUAUGAUGGUGUUCACACAGAAGGGCAAAUCAAACUAAAUUUGAAAUAAAUCCAUAUAUAGGUAGUAUUUUUACCUCACUACUAACUGGUUCACUCCAGAUCUCAGGUUACAAUCUGUUUAGAGUUUCACAUGUUUCUCCCACAUUCAGAUGGUCUUUCUCAGGUUUCUUCAGGUUUUUUCUAAGAAAAAUGCUGGUAGGUUGAUCGGCAUUGCUAAAUUUCCCAUCAGUAUAUCCAUUUACUGUUAUGGGACCGGCAUCCUGCCCAGGAUGUAUUCCCACCUUGGGUUCCUGGGACAAGCUCCAAAUCUACCAUGAUUGGGGCCAGGAUAAAUUGCUUACAGAAGAUGGAUGACUAAAUGAAACUUGGACUUUGGACUGGUUAAACUGAAGUUUUAAUUCCAUUUGAAACUACCAUACAAACAUAACCUGAGUUUUAUUGGACGAAUAUUCAUAUUUCAUGUGUUUUGCCUUUCAGACUGCAGAACAUAUUCAUGAACAAACCAAAAAAAAUUGACUUGACUCCUGACUCCCUGACUGUCUGAACACAACCUAAGAUGAUAAGCAAUAUAAUAAAGGUUCAAUAGAAAAAAGUAUCAUAUUUCUGUUUAUUUUCAUUGUUGACUUUUAUAGCUAGUUUGUCUAUGGUAUAUGAAGCUAUUUAUAAUUACAACACAGUUGGAAUAAACUCUUUCUUUUAAAGUU
Molecule: messenger RNA, 3742 nt
Organism: Tachysurus vachellii
Lineage: Eukaryota; Metazoa; Chordata; Actinopteri; Siluriformes; Bagridae
Gene: sema3d
Product: sema domain, immunoglobulin domain (Ig), short basic domain, secreted, (semaphorin) 3D
Exons: 18
Coding region: 346-2607 (753 amino acids)
Biological process (GO): positive regulation of cell migration; semaphorin-plexin signaling pathway; neural crest cell migration
Molecular function (GO): semaphorin receptor binding; chemorepellent activity
Source: RefSeq, a predicted model, not a curated record